Phascolarctos cinereus (koala) is the source of this 2583-nucleotide messenger RNA. The record is from RefSeq and is a predicted model, not a curated record. NCBI's taxonomy places the organism in Eukaryota, Metazoa, Chordata, Mammalia, Diprotodontia, Phascolarctidae.
AUGAUAAAUAUCUGUAAUCUAGUAGGAACCACACAAUUUGCCAACAUGACCAUUGCCAUCAUUGCCAUGGUGAACCACACAGACCAGUCAAAUCAAUGCAAUGUUUCCAGAAGUACAUAUCCUGGGGAGGCUCAGGUACCAGUAUAUGACUGGAACCCAGAAAUCCAGGGUCUCCUCCUCAGUGCUAUGCUCUAUGGCUCACUUAUCACAACAGUCCCAGGUGGUUAUUUUUCUGGAGUUCUUGGAGGAAAGAAAAUAGCUGGAUUAUCAUUGCUUCUCUCCUCAGUUCUCAGCCUCUUGAUACCAUUAGCAGCAGACUCCGGACUGCCUUACUUGUUUCUUGUAAGGAUAGUACAAGGCCUGUCUCAGGGGAUGAAUUUCAGUGCUCUCGCUGCAUUUUGGCCAAAAUGGGCUCCACCACUGGAACGUACUCAACUAAGUACCAUUGGUUUAUCUGGUACAACAACGGGACAUUUCAUUCUGGUCAUUUGGGAUGGUUUCCUUUGUGAGUUCCCAGGCUGGCCAAGUAUCUUCUACAUAUUUGAGAAGAGCAUCAGGAGAGAUGUAAUGAAGGUAAAAUUGACAGGAUGUGGUAACAAAUUGCAUGUAGAAGGAGGCGUCGGCUGUGUUUACUCUAUUAUCUGGUUUUCUCUGGUUUACGAUGACCCUAUGGAACACCCAUUUAUAAGUGACAGUGAAAGAGAAUACAUUAUUUCUUCAUUGGCUGAACAGGCCAGUUCCCCUAAUUGGUCUUUGCCUUUCAAAGCUAUGAUGAAGAUUCUGGCAAUUUGGGCCAUUAUAAUAGCUAACAUUUACAAUAUGUUUGAUUUAAACUUUGAAAAGAAUGGGUUUCUGAGUGCACUGCCUCUCAUUACUUCAUGGAUCAGUAUGACUCUGGGAAGUAAAAUAGCUGAUUUCCUCCUGUCCAAGAAGAUUCUCAGGCUCAUCACAGUUCAUAAACUCUUCACAUUUGUUUCUAUCCCAUAUGUUGGCUCCACUACUGCUAUAACCUUCAUGAUACUGGCUAGCUCAGCAAGAGCCCUGUAUUACUCUGGAUUCAUCGUUAAUCCCCUCGACUUUGCUCCCAGAUAUUUUAGCUUUAUCAUGUCACUGGGAGAUGCUGUUAUGUUGAUUUCAGGGAUCAUUUCUCCCUACGUUACUGGAUACUUCAUCAGUCAGAAGAAUGUUUUCUUUCUAUCAUCUGCCAUUAAUCUAUUAGGAAUGAUUUUCUACUUCAUCUUUGGCCAGAAAGACAUCCAGCAUUGGGCCAAAGAGCAGAGACUCACCCGCUUCUGAGGGGCCAGGGAAAUGAACUGAAAAUUAGUUCUACCGAAAACAUCCUUAAGGAUUUUUAAGGUCAUCCUUGACUUCUCAACUCUCAGGCAAUACACGCCAAUGUGAGGCUUGUCUUUUUAAUAUCCACAACAUCUCUUAUGUGGGUCUGCUCUUCUCCACUCACACCCUAGUUCAGGCCCUUAUCACCUCUUGCUUAAUCUAUUGGAAUGACCUUUUGCAUCUCCCUGCCUCAUCUCUUCCCCACUCUCCACAUACUCCACACAGCUGACAAAAUGAUUUUCCCAAAGACCAAAACUAAUCAUGUCUCUCCCCUCUAAUCAACAAAUUCCACCAUCUCCCAAUUACCUCUAGAAUACACUACAAACUAGUAUAUUUGAAAUUUAAAGCUCUUCACAGCAUAGCCCCUUCCUACCUUUGUGGUCUUAUAUUUUAUGCCUUUCCUCACAUUCCACAUUCUGGACCUGCUGCUUUGCCUUCUCAUUAUUCUGCACAUAUAACAUUUUCAUCUCUACUCUCCAUGACUGCGCACUCACUCGCAUCCAUACCUGGAAUAUAUUCCCUGCACACCUCUGCCUCUUGGAAUCUUACAUUUUCUUCAAGACUCAGCUCAAGUGCCAUGAAUAUUUUACUGGUUCCCACCCCAGCUGCUACGGGACACUCUCCCAAAACAUACCAAUAAAAUGUUCAUUUUGUAUUGAGAAAAUUAAAAUUAUUUUGUGUCAUUUAAUAAUCUAUUCUGUAACUGACCCUCUUUUAUAUUACUGCCCCAUUUUGUAUAAUUGCUCCAGCCACAUUUCUCCAUCCUUGAGUUAAGCUCAGGAAUACAGUUUUCUCUCUGAGUCAAUUUAAAGGUAUAAUUAAAAGGGAAUGUUGUUAUCCCUCUGACCAUUACCUCCUGGAACACCUGCUUCUUGUCUAUAUCUCCCAACCAGCUUAACCUGGUGCCAUCCCCAAAUGUGCUUUCAUCCUUGCCUGCAGUUAGAGAUGAUUGGAUAUCCUCCAAUAUGACAUUGAGGCAAGUGGUACUGAUCCCCUAGCAAAGAUGACAAAAGGCAGAUGAGUCCCAUAAAACAAUUAACAUUCCAUAAUUGUCAGAGAGGGCCAAAGCACUUUUCUUUGUAUAGCCAAUCAUAAUCUUCCCCAACUAACCUGACCCCUCUUUUCCUGUGUUUCAAUAAAAAAGAUCUCUUCCUUCUCAUUGGGGUCACUGGCCUUACUAAGGUUGCAGGCUGACCCACUUUGUUAACAGUUAUGCACAUCACUGUUAAUAAAUUGAUUCUGCUCAAA